Messenger RNA from Lolium perenne, 1010 nucleotides. The record is from RefSeq and is a predicted model, not a curated record. NCBI's taxonomy places the organism in Eukaryota, Viridiplantae, Streptophyta, Magnoliopsida, Poales, Poaceae.
CACAGAUGUCCAGUAAAGAGUCACUAGCUCUUUUUCUCUGGAUAUUGGGGGCACCCGAGUCUAAUAGUCAAGCUGCCGACCGUUUUGAAUGCAGUGUUUCUACUGUCAGCAAAAAGUUUCAUGAUGUGUUAGACUGUGUGGAUCGUAUGGCUGGUGAUUACAUUAGACCAAAUGAUCCCACUUUCUCUCAAGUUCAUGACAAACUUAAAAAACCUAGAUUCUGGCCACAUUUCAAGGAUGCCAUUGGAGCAAUAGAUGGAACACACAUUCCUGUCAUAGUUGCUGAGAAGGACAAGAUAAAGUACACUAACAGGAAAGGUUAUACAAGUCAGAAUGUCCUAGCAAUCUGCGAUUUUGACUUGAGGUUUACAUUUGAUGUUCCUGGAUGGCCUGGAUCUGUUCAUGAUACCCGUGUAUGGACUGAUGCUCGGCCUAGGUUCGCCAAUUAUCCGCACCCUCCUCAUGGAAAAUACUAUCUUGUCGACUCUGGAUAUCCAAAUAGAACAGGUUAUCUUGCUCCAUUCAAAGAGCAACGGUACCAUGUUCCAGACUUCCAAGGAGCCCCUCCACAGAACAUGGAGGAAAAAUUCAACCAUCUUCAUUCAUGUUUACGAAAUGCCAUUGAAAGAGCAUUUGGUGUUCUAAAAAUGAAGUGGCGCAUUCUUCUUUCCAUUCCACAUUUCCACGAUCCUCUGACGCAAACGAAGAUCAUCACCGCAUGCAUGUGUUUGCACAACUUCAUUCGCGACAGUAAGCUACAUGAUGCCCAUUUCGAUAGGAUCGAGCGGGCCUCAUAUAUCCAUGAGGAUAGCGCAUCUUUUACCAGUGGACACACUUCCUCUUCUGCUGAUGGCGCCAUGGCACAACUACGCAAGGACAUUGCUGAGAGUUUAGUUGCGUGAGAAGUUCUUGUAUUGUAGUUAUGAAUUCACUAUGACAUUUGUUUUAUUUUGGAUUGUACUAAAUUAUACUACGACACCGUAUUCUAAUUAUUAUUAGACUUUCUUUAA